Labrus bergylta (ballan wrasse) is the source of this 702-nucleotide messenger RNA. RefSeq names its product lysozyme C. Lineage: Eukaryota; Metazoa; Chordata; Actinopteri; Labriformes; Labridae. Gene Ontology annotation, molecular function: lysozyme activity. Gene Ontology annotation, biological process: defense response to Gram-negative bacterium; defense response to Gram-positive bacterium. The record is from RefSeq and is a predicted model, not a curated record.
GCGAACAAAGAGUAGUAGUUCUCUCUGAUUUGUCACUGCUGGCUUUGUAGACACUAUAUGUAUCAUGUCAUAUAUGAUUUUACAGUCAGAGCAAGGAUGAGGGGGCUUUUGGUGUUUCUGUUGAGCUUCAGUCUAGCUGAAGGAAAACUAGUGUCAAAAUGUGAUCUAAGAGACCUGCUGAUGAUGCCGAUUGGUACCCUAAUGGACAUGACUGGAAAGGGAGGACCACAAGUGGAGAACAAAGUGGCUCAGAUUGUUUGUUUCGUUGAGUUUGCAUCCGGUAAUGACACCACUGCCGUGAACCGCCGCCCUCCUCCCCGCAGCAGCACUCAACACGAGGAAGAGGACUGGACGCUUUAUGGUCUUUUCCAGCUCAGCAGUAAGGUGGUCUGCAAGGAUGACCACACAAAUUCAUUAAACUUCUGUGAGAUGGACUGCACCAAAUUGCUUGAUGACGACAUCAGUGAUGACAUUACAUGCCUAUUAAAGAUCCUCACGAAGAUUCGUGAAGAAGGUUUGUCGAUGAGCCAGGAUUUACAAAAAAUGGUCAGGCUCAUCUUCCACGGAGAGUGCAAAGAUAAAAAAGCCUUAGAUUACUUCUCUGACUGCGUAUAAUCAAUAUUAAUCUAAACAUCUCUUAAAGGAUGGGCCUUCUUUCUCAAAUGAGUAGCCUACUGUUGAUCCAUGACAUCAAUAAACUGA